AUGGGGUACUGGGGCGGCAGCGGUGUGCCAUUUGAGGGCAUCACGAAGCUGCCGUGGGCAGAUGACGAGUAUCCCAUGUCGCCAGCGGCGUUGGAAUCCCCAUUACUGCAGCUGGCGGACAGAAAAGCUUCGGGAGUAUGCAGCGAAAAGCAUGGGGCGAUUGACGACUGCUCAGCGAAAUGA
This is a messenger RNA of Colletotrichum higginsianum IMI 349063, 183 nucleotides long. RefSeq lists its product as uncharacterized. The coding region runs from base 1 to 183 and encodes 60 amino acids. The record is from RefSeq and is a predicted model, not a curated record. Lineage: Eukaryota; Fungi; Ascomycota; Sordariomycetes; Glomerellales; Glomerellaceae. The transcript has a single exon.